Messenger RNA from Clarias gariepinus (North African catfish), 1551 nucleotides. It is a transcript of the gene polr3glb, whose product is annotated as RNA polymerase III subunit GL b. The coding region runs from base 320 to 964 and encodes 214 amino acids. NCBI's taxonomy places the organism in Eukaryota, Metazoa, Chordata, Actinopteri, Siluriformes, Clariidae. The record is from RefSeq and is a predicted model, not a curated record. The transcript has 8 exons. Gene Ontology annotation, cellular component: RNA polymerase III complex. Gene Ontology annotation, biological process: transcription by RNA polymerase III.
UUGGUUUACGUUUGUUUGGCGCGGAACUUCGUACCCGACUUAGCCGGGCGCUAAUAUCGCGCACAUUUAGUUAUGACUGUGUAAUUAACACACUGUGAUUUGUUUGCAUUAUUAACACUACCUGAUGAAGUGGUGCUGCGCGGGGACACUUACAGUAAAGCUAGCAUGCUUAGCUAGCUGGCUAACUCCUUAGAUAGUUUGUUUUCUUUUCUCUUUUGUUUUUGUACUUAAAAUACGAACUUCUUCACUAGACUCCACGGACACCAGGCACGGGAAUUUACAAAGCUGCACGUUGAUUUCGGCUGAAUGUGAGCUGAGAAUGGCAGGGCGAGGUCGUGCCAGAGGACGAGCUCAGCUCAGUUUUCCUGUGGAGGCAGUGGGAAUAGGCAAAGGAGAGAACCUUCCACCAUCCACUGUCCAGCCUACACCACUGUUUCCUCCAUUGGAGCACAAGCCAGUGCCGUUACAGACAGGAGAAGAAGCAGAAUAUAUGCUAGCUCUGAAGCAGGAGUUCCGAGGUGCCAUGAAGACUCUGCCUUUCUACAUACGACCUGCUGCACCCAAGAAAGAUGUGGAACGUUACUCUGACAAAUAUCAGAAUAUGGAACCAUCUGACAACACCAAUGAAUGGAGCCCAGACUGGAAGCGUUUGCCGAAAGAGCUGCGUGUGCGGGUGAAAAGGCCUCCAAGCGAGAGAAGCAAGGUCUUUCCCAAAACCAGAAAACAGCCAGAAGUGGAUAAAGAUAUCAUCCGCAAACUGGAGACGCUGGAGAAAAAGGAGGAGGUGAGUUCUGAUGAAGAAGAAGGUGAAAAGAAAAAAGCAGAGGAUGAAGAGGUAGAGGGGGAGGAGGAGUAUGAUGAAGAAGAGUUCGAAGAGGAGACAGACUACAUCAUGUCCUAUUUUGAAAAUGGAGAGGAUUUUGGUGCAGACAGUGAUGACAAUAUGGAUGAGGCUGUUUACUGAUGCAGAACUGCAAAGCCACAAAUGAUAAGCUGAGUGAAUCUGAAUCCCUCACACAUUUAAGUAUGGCUGGAUUGCUGACGAUUUCUCUGGGCAGCUGAGUUUGUUAUACAGAAACACAUGAAAAUUUUUUCACAGUGAGAUUGAACAUGAUAUAAAUGAAGUGCAACCUUUUGGUGGAUUAACAUGCUAUAAGAUAUAAUCAACUUUACACAGUUGAGGUUUACUUACAAGCACACAAAAAAAUAAGUUUUAAAUGUACAGUAAUUAGCCAAUUUCAUGAAGAUGUAACGUAAACACGUUGCCUUGUUAAAUGAGCACAAUAGAUUUGACCAAUUGAGAUUUUGCAGUGCAUGAAAAUACACGACAUAAAAUGUUCUAAAAGAGAUUUGUAGCCAGGUAGACGGAUAUCUGUAUAUUUUGUUUUCUUAUUAAUAGUAACAUUUCGGAUUAGUUUUAUCAUUUUUAUUGUCAUUUUAAUCGUUAAACAGAAAACAAGGAGCACAAUUUGUACACAAUUUUAAAGUUUUAUACAAUGUUGUUAUUUGAAUAUUAAAUGCAGUUUUUGGCUAACACUUGUGUUGAUUAUU